This is a messenger RNA of Hylaeus volcanicus, 2325 nucleotides long. RefSeq names its product FAS-associated factor 1 (gene casp). NCBI's taxonomy places the organism in Eukaryota, Metazoa, Arthropoda, Insecta, Hymenoptera, Colletidae. The coding region runs from base 220 to 2121 and encodes 633 amino acids. Gene Ontology annotation, molecular function: ubiquitin binding. The record is from RefSeq and is a predicted model, not a curated record. Gene Ontology annotation, cellular component: endoplasmic reticulum; nucleus. The transcript is spliced from 12 exons.
CUGAUAUCGUCCGAUAUACGAACAAUUGUUUGAUGUUGCAAAAGAAAAUAUAUAAACACUAUAGGUGGUUCAAUGUUCGCUUCAAGCUAGCGUGAGGUUUUGGUUUAAGACGUCAAUGGCUUGCAUUCAUUGUGCAUGUUGCUUGUAACGAUUAUAAAGUAACAAAAUAGCUUUCGUGGCUCGUAUAUUUGCUCAAGUUUGACAGUAAACGCAGACACGAUGGCUGGAACAAGGGACGAGAUUUUGGCUGAUUUUCAGGCAUGUACUGGAAUCGAUGAUGUCGCAGAUGCCAUCAAAUACUUAGAGGCAUCAAAUUGGGAGUUAUUGGCAGCAGUAAAUCAAGCCAUACCUCGUGGUACACAACAACUACCUUCCGAAAUGAGUCCAGAUAUAGAAAUGAUAGAAGAAAUUGAAAGAAUGCCUCAUUCCUCUUCGUCAAUGUCUCAAACUGUUCACGAGUCAAAGAGUAAUUUAAAAAUGGAUGUAGUAGAAAAUUCAAAACCAGGAACAAGUAAACCUAAAAAUUGUGCAAAAGGAAGAACGCUCACAUUCCGCAUUAAUUAUCUUAAUAAUCUUUAUACAAUAAAUUUAUCCGAGUUUUCUUCUUUGAGGGAUCUCAAACAACUUAUAUGGGAACAAACACAUGUCCCACCUUGCCAACAGCGUUUUCAUGGAUGGACAAAAGGAUUAGAAUCACCUUCUACGUCGUUACAUACGUUAGAUUUGCCAAAAGAUUACACUAUAUCUAUGUCUUCUCGAGCGGAAGAUCCCGAUAUAACAACCGAUAAUUUGGCAGAUCAUAUGAAACAAACGUACACCUUAAAUAUCAAAGAUGAAAUACGCAAGAAAACGUAUAAUUUAAAGUAUUCUGGAACGAAUACAAUCUUGGAUGUAAAGUCAGGUAUUUACACAUUAAUAGAUGUUCCUAUUCGAAAUCAACAGUGGAAAGGUUGGCCAAGUUCGGUGAAAAAUGAUAGCAUUAUGCUAGCACAAAGUGGAAUUUCUUUUCCAGAACAUGAUCUUUCUGUUACUGAACUUCCUAUGAAACAGGAAAAGAAGGAUGUUAUAGACCUAGUUGGAAGCGAUAGUUCUGAAAAUGAAGGAGAUGAUGUAGAAGAUUCAGAAUCGUUUAACGUCGAUGAUGAUAUUUUCAUAGAUUUCAAAUCUACUAAAAUUCAGCGUCUCAUGCCAGAAAACAUGAUAGAUGAGACAAUGGGUACAUUACAUUUUGCAGAAGAAUUUGAAAAACGGUAUGGACAAGCACAUCCAGAAUUUUUUACCGGCAAAUUUAAAGAUGCUGUUAAAGAAUCGUGUUUAAAACCUGCAAAAGAGAGAAAAUUGUUGGCUGUAUAUUUACAUCAUGAUAAUAGUGUAUUAGCAAAUGUAUUUUGCACACAAUUGUUGGGCUCUGAAACAGUACUACAAGUUCUAUCUGCAAAUUUCAUUGUAUGGGGUUGGGAUAUUACCUAUGAGUCUAAUAAGCAGAGGUUUCUUCUGAGCGUUAAGCAAACGCUAGGAUCGGUUGCUGCAUUAGCUAUGAAAAAUAUAGAUGUUGAUACAUUGCCUGUUCUUGUAGUCAUAAUGAGAACUAGAUCUAAUACAGAAAUAUUUACAACAGUUCAUGGUAAUGUGGGAGUAAAUGAACUAUUAACUAACCUUAUUCAUGCUGUUGAAGUAUUCCAGGAACAGAGACGCGCUGACAUUGGAGUUGAAGAAGAAAGACAAGCUAGAGAAAGAGUUAAGCAAGAACAAGAUAGGGCAUAUCAAGAAAGUUUAGCUGCGGAUAGAGCGAAAGAAAAAGCAAAAGAGCAAAAGAAAGUGGAAGAAGAAUUAGAAAAGCGAAAAAAAUUGGAGGCGGAAAAUGAAAGGUUGGCCGAAGAAGCAAAAAAAGAAGCCCAUAGGCAAGCCAUAGAAUCAAGUUUGCCUCCUGAACCACAACAAGGAGCGGGCGAUGGGGUACUGAAAGUAAGAGUACGACUUCCAGCUGGGGAAUUUCUGGAGCGUAGAUUUCAAUCCGACACUCCGUUACAAACGCUUCUUAAUUUUCUCAUCGUGGAAGGUUAUCCUACGGAAGAAUACAAGGUCCUAUGUAGUUGGCCUCGAAGGGAUGUAAGUAGAUGAUUUAACAUCCAUGGAUUCAAAACUCACUCUCAUGGAUCUGAAAUUCUGUCCUCAAGAAACAGUAAUUUUAGAAGAACGAUAAGUAAUUUGUUGUAAUUAAAUUAAAAUGUAGGAAUUAAGGAUCGCAAUAUUCUGAAAGUGUUAUUUAUUUAACAAGUUUCGAAUAGUUGUCAGUUAAUAUGAGUUCUGUUUAUUAUGCAACUA